GUGACCCGGAAACUGCCACACGGCAGCUGCCACCAUGGCCUUCGUGAACCCGCUGGAGAAGCUGCAGGAGGAGGCCAUUUGCUCCAUCUGCCUGGAGUACAUGAGUGACCCCGUGAGCAUAGAUUGUGGGCACAACUUCUGCAGGGCUUGCAUCACCACCUACUGCCAGAACAAGGGGUUCGGGGCCAGCGGGCCCGUGUCCUGUCCUCAGUGCCGGGCAGCCUUUUGCAAGAGCAACGUCAGGCCCAACAAGCAGCUGGCCAAUAUCGUGGAGACCAUCAAGCAGCUGGGGCUGCCGCCGGCCAAGGGGCAGCCAGAGGCGCUCUGCAGGAAACACGAGGAGAAGCUCAAGCUCUUCUGUGAAGAGGACGGGGAGGCCAUUUGUGUGGUGUGUCGAGAGUCCCUGGAACACCGGCCUCACACUGUCUACCCCAUUGAGGAGGCAGCCCAGCUGUACAAGAUCAAACUCCAGAAAUCCCUGGAACGGUUGUUAAAAGAGGUGGAUGAAAUUAAGAAACAUGAAAUGGUGGAGAGGAUGAAAACCCAGGAAUGCAAGGAGAUAGUUAAAAAAAAGAGAGAGAGGAUUGUGAUUGAAUUUGGGAAGCUGCACCAGCUGCUGGCUGAGGAGGAGAAGCUGCUUCUUCAGAAGCUGGAACAGGAAGAGAAGAUAAUCCUGCAGAGAAUCAACGAAAACCUAACCAGACUUUUAGAGCUGAGAUCCUCUCUGGACAAGCUGGUCCUGGAGAUAAGGGAGAAGUUCCAGCAGUCAGCAGACAGGUUGCUCAAGGACACGAAAAGCACCUUGAGCAGGUGUGAAGCUGUGACAUUUCAGGCUCCAGAGGCUUGCUCCUUGGCACUAAAAGAGAAUUACAGCAUCCCAGAGCACUGUCUGGGCAUGAGGAACAUGCUGAAGAAAUUCAAAGAGGACGUGACGCUGGAUCCAGAGACGGCGCACCCCGAACUCAUCCUGUCCGACGACCGGAAGAGCGUGAGACGGGGGGGCAAGAAACUGAUCCUGUCUCUGUUUGACAACCCCAAGAGAUUUAACGCCUCCCCACUGGUCCUGGGGGUUCAGGCCUUCAGCAAGGGGAGGCACUACUGGGAAGUGCAGGUGGGAGACAAGACGGAGUGGGGCCUGGGGCUUUGUAGGGAGUCUGCCAGCAGGAAGGGGACUGUUGUCCUGUUCCCUCAAAAUGGCUACUGGGUGCUGCGGCUGCAGAGUGGAGGUAAAUAUGAGGCCCUUACUUCCCCCUUGACCUCACUUCACCUGAGUGUGAGACCCAGGCGGGUUGGAAUUUUCCUGGACUACGAGGCUGGAGACAUCACAUUUUACAAUGUGACCAAUCGAGAGCACGUCUACACAUUCACCGACCAGUUCUCUGGGCCUCUCAGGCCUCUCUUCUUUCCUGGUGCCUCUGCGGGUGGCAAAAAUGCCGAGCCGCUGGUGAUCUCCUGGGUCAGGGACACAGAAGGGAGUGGGUGCAUCCUUCUGUAGCUGUCUGUCUGCAGGAGGUUUUUUUUCAUAGACUCUAGGACUGGAAGGGACCUCGAGAGGUCAUUGAGUCCAGUCCCCUGCCCUCAUGGCAGGAC
Messenger RNA from Chelonoidis abingdonii (Abingdon island giant tortoise), 1590 nucleotides. RefSeq names its product E3 ubiquitin-protein ligase TRIM39-like. NCBI's taxonomy places the organism in Eukaryota, Metazoa, Chordata, Testudines, Testudinidae. Gene Ontology annotation, molecular function: protein binding; zinc ion binding. The record is from RefSeq and is a predicted model, not a curated record.